AAGGUAAAGAAGUGAACUGGUUUAAACAUGACUAAAAUGUAUUUCUUUCUAAUGAUCCAAUUUUUUGAAUUCUGCAAUGGAGCAAACAUUCUAAUAGCUCCCCUGGACGUAGGAUACACCAGUUGUGUGUCAAACAUAAUCAAAUUGGGAGAUAUUCUCCAGCAAAGAGGACAUAAAAUAAACUUCCUGUUUAGCAGUGAACUACAUAGCAUGAAACUGUUCAACAUAGCUGGAAAGAAUAUGGCUGUCACUGUAAACAGAUUCAAUGUGAUUACAUACAAGGAACCGCAAGGAGAUCCUGAUAAAGCACAGUCAACAGAUAACACGGAUUGGGUGAACUCAUUCAUUGGUUUAUCAUGGCCAGAUGUAGUUAGGCUGAUUUGGCCGCAUAUGUAUCCAGAAGCUUUAAAUAAUGUCAUUCGAGAUAUGGACACUUGGAAAAAAUUGUCUGAGCAAUCAUUUGAUGUGAUCAUUGCUGAUGCUAACAAUUACUUUGGCAGGGUUCUAGGUGGCCACUUCAAUGUUCCAGUUAUUGUAUAUUCUAACUGGGGACCAAUGGCACAUGAUUUCAUAUACCCUAUCAACCCAUCAUAUAUACCAACAGACUUGACAAACUCUCAUUUAAGUGAUAAAAUGCAUAUAUUGGAAUGA
Owenia fusiformis is the source of this 651-nucleotide messenger RNA. Lineage: Eukaryota; Metazoa; Annelida; Polychaeta; Sabellida; Oweniidae. The record is from the annotation of a GenBank genome assembly.